AUGCAAGAACGACAUCAGCCGCGGAGGCGCGAUGCACCCUCCACAAUGUUCUCACGCCGCGACAGAUCUCGCAGCCCGAGAAAUGGCACACCGCGCGAAGACUCGCGACGAUCCCGCUCCCCGAUCCGGCACCGCUCGCCGACCCCGGAAGAACGGCAACGCAAACGACCCGGCGGUGGAUCUCGCAUGGGCCAGAGCAGGGGCGCAGAUGUUUUGCGCAGGCAGGAAGAGCGUGAGCGCGAGCAAGAGAUGGAUGCUUUGCGGCAAUCUACCCAGCGCGGUGGACUGGACUACGUUCGGAGUCACUACAAUGCCGUUCCGCAGCGUGGUCGUGAAUGGCGGAAAACAGACAGCAAGAUCAAGGGACUGCGCAGCUUCAACAAUUGGGUGAAAAGUACUCUGAUUCAGAAAUUCUCUCCCUCAGAGGAAUUCGUCGCGCAGCAUAACGAUAGUAAAGACUGGGCUGAAGACAGCGUGGGCCCGUCUAUAUCGGAAGUGCGGCCAUUGCUUGUCUUGGAUCUGGGAUGCGGCAAGGGCGGUGAUCUAGGCAAGUGGGCGCAGACUCCCCAGGCGGUGGAACUCUAUGUCGGACUUGACCCGGCCAAUGUCUCUAUUGAACAGGCGCGGGAUCGGUACAGUCAGAUGCUACGCCAACGUGGUCGUCGGCCUCAAUUCCAUGGUGAGUUCUUUACAAAGGACUGCUUUGGAGAGUUCCUUGGAGAUGUCCCGAUCAUCCAGCAAGUCGGCAUUGACCCCAAUGCUGGACCUGGUGGCUCCAUGAUGGCCUCGAGAUGGGGCGGUGGUGGCUUCGACGUUGUCACAUCCAUGUUCGCCAUUCACUACGCGUUUGAGACGGAAGAGAAAGCGCGCCAGAUGCUUAGCAAUGUUGCCGGCUGUCUCAAGAAGGGCGGCCGGUUCAUUGCUGUGUGCCCGAACUCCGACGUGAUCGCCAGCAAGGUCAGCGCAUGGCACAAGCAGCGCAAAGAGCGCGAGGCUGGCAAGCCUGCCGAGACUGAAGCGCCCGAGGAUGGUGAGGUCGAGGAAGAUGACCGUACUGAAUGGGGUAACGAUAUCUACCGAGUUCGGUUCCCUGGCAAGACCCCCGAGGACGGUAUCUUCCGUCCGCCGUUUGGAUGGAAAUACACAUACUUCAUGCAGGAGGCGGUCGAGGAGGUUCCUGAAUUUGUCGUGCCUUGGGAGGCUUUCCGAGCCCUGACCGAAGACUACAACCUGGAACUCCAGUACCGCAAGCCGUUCCUGGAUAUCUGGGAGGAAGAGAAGGACGACCGCGAACUAGGACCUCUCAGUGAGCGUAUGGGUGUUCGCAACCGUACGACCGGAGAGUUAAAUAUGACCGAAGAGGAGAAGGAUGCCGUUACGCGGUCGCGACGCGUUAUGGAUUUCGAGUGCGGCUUUGUCGAGCAUACCACUUCAGCUCCCAACAUGCCCUCCACGAUCCCGCCACGCAAUCGAACAUUUACACGACCCACCCCGCAAGCAACCGAAAUCCCCGAUCUACCAGAAUAUGAGCCUCCGGAGGCCCCUCUUACGGCGGAAAGUCAUCGAAAUUUGGCAAUGCUUAUGGACUCACAACUUUCCCGACAACUCAAGACCCACCUGCAACACGCGGCCGAGAAACUUACCGACUCUGCGGGUGACGUGAAUGAGAAGUUGAGUGAUGCGCGGGUACGAUACGAGCGCACGAAAGAGAAGCGACGUGGUGCCGCGGCCAGCGAGGAUUUGGAUGUUGAACAGGAUGACGAAAACGAGGAGUAUCAGCGGCUAGCGGAGAUGGAAAGAAAGGUCGAUGAUGUGACGGGGCGGAUGGAAGAGAAGAUGCGCUUGAUCAUUGAUUCAGAAGCCCGGCUUCAGGGAUUGAAGGAUGCGAUGGAGACUCUGGAUCGGGAAGCGGCUGAGGCCCAGCGUGCUACACUCGGGGUUCGACAGACGCGUGGUCAGCGGCGGCGCCAAAGGGAAGCUGCAAGCGAUGAGGAGGAUGGUGAGGGCGAGGAAGAUGGAGAUUAUGAGGGCACACCAGAGCGAGAAACGAGGGAAGCGAAUGCGCAGAACCCGCCCAGUCAUAGAUUAGGCAAUGCGCUGGACGAGGGAACCGAAAAGUGGAAUAACCAAUCUUUAACGGCACGGUACGCGGGUAAUAACAACUACAUUGGUUUCUACCGCAUUGUACACGACGCGAAGUUCCCUGGGGACGAAGUACCACCCCUACCGAACGCAUCUACAUGGUUCUCACAUCUGGAAGACCCCAACGCGACCGCAGACCCAGCGGGCAGUCCUUCAAGUCGCCGCACGCGCAAACGGCGCGAGCCCUCACCUGCAGGCUCAGAUGAUAUCGCUAUCGAGAGGGAACGCAUUUCACUGAAGUGUCCCCUCACACUUCAGCCAUUCCGAGACCCCGUUACGAGCACAAAAUGUCCCCAUAGCUUCGAGCGCGAAGCCAUUCAGGAUAUGAUCUCCCGCAGCAGCUUCCACAUUCCACCUCCGUCCGGGCGAGGCGGACGCCGAAUCCGGGCAGUUAAAUGCCCCGUAUGUUCCAUUCCCCUUACCAAUGAUGAUCUCAGGCCAGACCCUGUUCUGCUUCGCAAGGUGCGCCGCGCGGAGGAGUUGUUGGCGCGCCAGGCGGAUGACGAGUUAGAGGGAUCGCAGUCUCAGCGGAACCGCCUCGGCCCAGUGACGCUGGCUAGCGAUGCAGUUGAUGAGGACGAUAUGGACGUGGACGUCGAUAUGGAUGAGGAUGAGGAUGAGGAUGAGGAUAUGGGCGUGCGGGUAAAGUCGGAGCCCGUUCCCACGCAAAAUAAUGGUGAUACGGACGAGUCAUCGGAAGAGUCCGAGUCGGAGUAA
This is a messenger RNA of Penicillium atrosanguineum, 2859 nucleotides long. RefSeq names its product mRNA (guanine-N7)-methyltransferase (gene abd1). Gene Ontology annotation, biological process: protein ubiquitination; 7-methylguanosine mRNA capping. Lineage: Eukaryota; Fungi; Ascomycota; Eurotiomycetes; Eurotiales; Aspergillaceae. Gene Ontology annotation, molecular function: mRNA 5'-cap (guanine-N7-)-methyltransferase activity; zinc ion binding; ubiquitin-protein transferase activity. The record is from RefSeq and is a predicted model, not a curated record. The transcript has 5 exons. Gene Ontology annotation, cellular component: nucleus. Bases 1 to 2859 code for a protein of 952 amino acids.